Messenger RNA from Copidosoma floridanum, 570 nucleotides. RefSeq names its product major royal jelly protein 2-like. The record is from RefSeq and is a predicted model, not a curated record. NCBI's taxonomy places the organism in Eukaryota, Metazoa, Arthropoda, Insecta, Hymenoptera, Encyrtidae.
AUGGCAUUUUCGAGCCAAGGUACACUUUUCUUUGGACUGACAAAGGAAAAUGCCAUAGGAUGCUAUAAUCGAUACAGGGAACUGAAUAAGACAAACAUUGGAAUAGUUGCUCAAGACUAUUUUUUAACUAAAAAAUAUGAUCCUACCUCAGUCAUUCCCAUGGACGUUGAUCGAGAUCAAGCCGGUCGAGUUUUCGUAUCAUUUCCCAGAAUCAGGGGCGUACCUGCAACUUUAGGUACAGUUACCAAUAUCACGGGACAAUGGGGACCCUUGAUUAAGCCCUACCCGGACUGGUCAUGGUUUCAAUUUAAUCAUUGCAACACUUUACAAAACGUCUACAGAAUCGAGAUAGACAAAUGCAAUAGAUUAUGGGUUUUGGACACUGGAUACAAAGGCUGGUGGUCAAAAACAAGCUACUGUCCACAAAAGCUAGUUGUUUUUGAUUUGAACACCGAUAAACAUAUAAGAACUAUUGAGAUACCUAAUCACAUUGCAAGAGACAAGAAUGGAGAUUCGUUACUUUCCACCCCAGUCGUUGAAACAGAAGGGCCCCGUUGCGAAAAUACUACA